Molecule: messenger RNA, 2150 nt
Organism: Anastrepha obliqua
Lineage: Eukaryota; Metazoa; Arthropoda; Insecta; Diptera; Tephritidae
Product: medium-chain acyl-CoA ligase ACSF2, mitochondrial-like
Exons: 4
Coding region: 115-1926 (603 amino acids)
Biological process (GO): fatty acid metabolic process
Molecular function (GO): medium-chain fatty acid-CoA ligase activity
Source: RefSeq, a predicted model, not a curated record
AUAGAUGUGCUAGCACGUACACUUGAAAACCUCUUCUUCGUAUUGCUAUCAAAAGCAGCUGUGUACUUGAGUUCGAUCGUUCGCGGCCGGGGUGACAUUUAAUUGCUAUUCAAUAUGCUAAUACGCUCGGCUGUGCUUAAUGCAGUAGUGCAUAGCAAAUACGUGAAUGUGAAUUACAAAGUUUUUAAAUUAACCGCCUGCAAAGUUCAACUAAACAAUCGAAGAUGCUUUUCUGAUAGCGCUUAUUUCCAUCAUGUGGGCAAGGAGCCUCUACUUUAUCGCACCUUUGGAGAGCAGCUCCAAAUAUCCGCUUCGAAGUACAGCGCCCGACCUGCGCUCAUUUCGUACCACGAAGGCAAGCGUUAUUCCUUUGCGGAAAUCAAACAGGAAGCAGAAAAUCUUGCCGUAAAACUUAACGAGCUCGGCAUGCAACGCGGCGAUCAUUUGGGAAUUUGGAUUACGAAUAAUUCCCAGUGGUACAUUAGUUACAUGGCAGCUGCAUUAGCUGGAUACACAGUCGUUUGCAUAAAUCCCGCGUUCCAGCCACAAGAAAUCGCGUAUGCGCUGAGGAAAGCACGCGUCAAAACACUCAUCACAAUGGCCGAGUGCGGCAAGCAAAAUUUCUAUGGAAUUUUGAAAGAAAUAUUGUCGAGUGCGAGCAUAAAUGGAGCCGGCCCUAUUGAUGACCCACAAUUUCCCGAUUUACGUUAUGUUGUCAUGCAAAGUGAGGCUCCGUUGAGUGAGUUCCUAAGCUGGGAUGAGCUACGACGCAACUCUGCUCUACCAUCAGAUAUAAAUGAACUGAAUCAAAAAGUCGAACAAAUCUCACCGGAGCAGGUCUACAAUAUACAAUUCACAUCAGGUACCACUGGCCUACCCAAAGUGGCGUUGCUUAGCCACUUUGCCUGCGUGAAUCAAGCUCGCAUAUUUGGGCGGAUAAUUCAGUUACAGAAAACUCCUAAACACCUGUGUUUGGCAGUGCCCUUAUUCCACAUUUUCGGCUUAAGUGUAAUGUUCGCCAGCUUUACAUAUGGAUCGACACUGGUGCUUCCCAAUCCAAGGUUCGAUUCAAUUGCCACGCUGGAAAGUAUAUCAAAAGAAGACUGCCAUAUCAUACUAGGCACACCCACCAUGUACGUGGACAUGUUGGAGAAGCAACGGCGAUUGCAAAAACCAUUACCAUCACUGGAAUCUGGCGUAGUUGGCGGCGCGGCAUGCUCGCCAGAGGUCUACUACCAAACGAAGAAGUUACUGAACUUAAAACAUUUUCUUAUUGGAUAUGGAUUGUCAGAAUCGUGUGGUGCAUGCUUUUUUCAAACUGGUGCAGACAAUGACGACGAACCAGCACAAACAGUUGGAGGAAUAUUUGAACAUCUUGAGGCAAAAGUUAUCGAUGAUCAAGGCAAGAUAGUGCGAUUUGGGGAAGCUGGAGAGUUGUGUCUGCGCGGAUACUUGAUCAUGACCGAAUAUAUGGACGAUGUGGAAAAAACCAAAGAAGUGUUGGAUAAACAUGGCUGGUUCAAGACUGGUGACAAAUUUUCGUUGGACUCCAAUGGUGUGGGGCGUAUUGUUGGGCGCAAAAAAGAUAUCAUUAUACGUGGCGGUGAAAACAUAUUUCCGAAAGAGAUUGAAGAUCAACUGGACGCACAUGAAGACAUAAUAGAAUCACAGGUGAUUGGUGUUCCUGAUCAGCGUAUGGGCGAGGAGGUUUGCGCCUAUUUACGUCUACGUCCUGGCGCUAAACAGCUGGCACUUGAGGAAAUAAAGGAAUUUUUCAAAGGAAAAAUAGCCCACUUUAAAGUGCCCCGUUAUAUUCGUUUCGUCGAGGAAUAUCCAAAAACUGCAUCUGGAAAGAUAAAAAAGUUCGAGUUGUUGAAAUUGUUUGAAAACGAAUUAAAAAAUGGCGAGGAUAGAGAAGGGCGAUGAUGCAUUAAACACAAUCGAAGUGCAUUUUUUAUGUAGCUGUUUACUUUUACGAUUAAUUUCAAGAUGUGUUUAAGAACAUUUUUUUGUUGAUUUUAUAACAUUUUUAUUUAAUUUUUUAUUUUUAAAAGAAGUUUUCAAUCUGAGUAGAUUUGAACUUGUCAGCUCAAAUAUGGGUAUUCCAGGAAAUUCUGCGUGUUCGUGAAUAAAUCAUUUCCAAAAUUUAA